Onychostruthus taczanowskii (white-rumped snowfinch) is the source of this 1434-nucleotide messenger RNA. RefSeq names its product interleukin 17 receptor E like (gene IL17REL). The record is from RefSeq and is a predicted model, not a curated record. The transcript has 17 exons. The coding region runs from base 1 to 1434 and encodes 477 amino acids. Gene Ontology annotation, molecular function: interleukin-17 receptor activity. Lineage: Eukaryota; Metazoa; Chordata; Aves; Passeriformes; Passeridae.
AUGAUAAAUACUUAUGUUCAGAUUCUUCUAAUAAUUCUAUUUUGGAAUACUGAUUGUCAGAUUAUUCCCAGGAUUGAAGAAUGUGGACUUUCAUGUUCUCAGGGGAUUCACUGUAAAAGCAAACCUUCUGGUGGCAUUUUUAACAGCUUCUGCCAUGAUGCUCCUGCAUCUUUGUCUUCUAUGGUACUGAAAAGCAUGAAGAUCUCAACAGUGAUGAAAUGUGUCCAAGGAAGCCCAUGCUCUCUUCAUUUAAACAUUAAAGGAACACUGAGUCUGGAUGAGAAUGUCCGUGGGCUGGAAAUAUGUUCUUUUUCACUGGACACACAGCAAUCUCAAUGCAUAAAUGUGAGACUCACUAGGAAAAAAAGCAAGAUGCUUAAUGGAAAGAAGGUACAGGUACAGUUCAAUUGCAUUGAAGUCAAUGUAGCACAACACAUCUAUGUGACCAUGAAAACUGUACCAUAUUACUGUGAAGUCAAGCUGAGUCAGCAAUACUAUGUUGAAGAUUGCAGAAACAGUGAUGUGGGAAAAUAUAUUCCAGCUUGUUUGGCUGGAAAGUUAGACUAUAAUUUGGACAGGGCAAAGAAAAUUGUAACAGUGAAUGUAUCCAACUUUCCCCGAGAUCAAGAUUAUUACGUUCGCCUGUGCCAUAAAUGGUUUACCUGUGAAGAUGCUGGGGCAUUUGCUGUGAUAAAAGGAAAGGAAUCUUUUAAAUCCGUUUCUCUGAAAUAUUCUCAGCUACUCCCUUGUCUUUGCAUUGAGGGCUGGCUGGCACUUCCAGAUGCUAGGAGAAUACAACUUUGCCCCUUUGAAAAUGAUACACAGGUGCUAUGGGACAAUAUUGUUUAUAACCCAUCAACACAAACCCUUGCCUGGGAGCCAGCCUGUCCUGUCCUUGUCAUGGUUAACCUAUGCAGGUUCACCAAGUCGAAUGACCAUUGUGAAGAUAUAGAAAAAUCUUUCAAAAAUUCUUCUGAGAAACAGGUUAAAUAUUUUCGUGUGGACACUCACCCAAGACUUUGUAUGAAGUUUACAACCAAACGAGGAUCUUGGAUUAAAUGCCCAUUUGCUCAUGGAGAAUUUCCAGCCUGGAAAAUGAGGAUUGCUACAGCUGCAGAACAAAUACAAGUUUUCUUCACAUCCCGAACCAAGGCACAGUUCUCAGUGCUUGUGUGUAACAGGACGCAGAUGGCUUCAUGUGAAUCUCUUGGGAUGCACCAUUCAGUCUCUGUGGGAGAUUCUGUUUCAAUCACUAUGUCACAGGAAAUGUGUGGGUCAACAAUUUGCAUUCAGGGCUGGAGAACAGAUGUAGAUUAUUCAGUUCCACUGCAGAUCUGUGAUACCUUCUGUGGUUUUCAUGGUCAGUCAUACAGUGAUGGAAACCCACCAAAAGCCAUGACACACAGGAUGAAGAGUGUGGAGUCCUUACGUUGA